Molecule: messenger RNA, 2145 nt
Organism: Aspergillus wentii DTO 134E9
Lineage: Eukaryota; Fungi; Ascomycota; Eurotiomycetes; Eurotiales; Aspergillaceae
Product: putative autophagy ubiquitin-activating enzyme ApgG
Exons: 7
Coding region: 1-2145 (714 amino acids)
Biological process (GO): cellular response to nitrogen starvation; autophagy of mitochondrion; piecemeal microautophagy of the nucleus
Cellular component (GO): phagophore assembly site; cytoplasm
Molecular function (GO): Atg8 activating enzyme activity; Atg12 activating enzyme activity
Source: RefSeq, a predicted model, not a curated record
AUGCGGUACACACCGUUUGCUUCGGACAUAGAGCUACCCUUUUAUACGGCUUUGGCAUCUCUAAAAAUCAACCAUGAUAAACUUGAUGAUUCUGCUCGCAAGAUACUAGGUCUCUAUGAGAUUCGCUCUACAGACACGCCGAAUACAUCGUGUCGGAUGCAGAUCCAUGGGAAUUCUCUCACCAGUGAUGAGACCCUGGCGGGCUUUUACCGUGCCGAAGGAAUGAUAAAGAAUUUCAACACCGUAGAGGAAUAUCGAAAUAUUGACAAGACUUCCAUGCUUCAGCAGACCGGGAAAACGGUGUGGGAUGCCAUAAAUGAUGGGACCAUUUAUUCCUGCCCAUCUCUGCUAUCCUCAUUUCUCAUCCUAUCCUUUGCAGAUCUUAAAAAGUACAAAUUUCACUACUGGUUUGCGUUUCCUGCAAUACAUUCUGAUCCUUCUUGGGUUCAAUUUGGCACAGCCAAGAAAACUUCUAGCUCGUCAGACCAGGCGCAGGGCAAUGACAUAUCAACUACGAGAAGUUUGUCACGAGAUGAAAGCUCAACCCUGGUGGAGGCGGUGCAAACUUGGAGCUAUGGUGUGGACGCUCGCCAGCGAGGAUUUUUCUUGGCUCGGAAGGAUUGUGAUAUCCGUGAUAAAGCUAGUUCGCCUCAUGAGAACCCUACAGCAAACUCCGACCAGGAUUCUCUUGCUACUGUGGUUUCUUGGCAGAUUGCUUCACUUGCAAGCUAUGAGUGUGGGUUUUUCGACGGUGCAGAUUUUGAAAAUUGUUAUGUCUGCUUUGCAGACCCCUCAAACUAUGAUGAUGCCCCUGGUUGGAUGCUCAGGAAUCUACUGGUUCUUGUGAAGCAACGAUGGCGUCUUGAUAAAGUCCAGGUCUUGAGGUAUCGUGAUGUGCACUCAAAACGUGAUCAGGCACGUAGUACAGUCAUGAUAUUGCAGUCUAGACAGCCGCAGGUGCUUGACCAUGCAAUAUCCAUUGAUAUGCUUAAAGCCAUGCCAAAGGUAACCGGCUGGGAACGUAAUCCAGCUGGAAAACUGACAGGAAGAGUGGUUGAUCUCACGGAAUAUCUAGAUCCUAAGAGGUUGGCAGAUCAGUCUGUUGACCUCAACCUCAAGCUCAUGAAAUGGCGGAUCAGUCCUAACUUGAACCUUGAUAAAAUCAAGCACACCAAAUGCCUUCUGCUUGGAGCGGGUACCCUUGGAAGUUAUUUAGCUAGAAACUUGAUGGGUUGGGGUGUGACGAAAAUUACAUUUGUUGAUAGCGGGUCCGUAUCAUUUUCUAACCCCGUCAGACAGCCACUCUUCAAUUUUUCAGACUGUUUGGAAGGCGGUGCUAAGAAGGCACAACGUGCUGCUCAGUCUUUAUCGGAAAUUUAUCCUGGGGUCGACUCUACAGGGCACGUUCUCUCCGUUCCGAUGGCUGGUCAUCCCAUAGUGGAUUAUGGAAAGACCCAAGCAGAAUUCGAAUGUCUCAAAACUUUGAUAAACGAGCACGAUGCGAUUUUCCUUCUUAUGGAUACCCGAGAAUCUCGUUGGUUGCCAACAGUUAUGGGCAAGGCGGCAGGAAAGCUUGUGAUGAACGCGGCGCUAGGUUUUGACUCGUUCGUGGUUAUGCGCCACGGUGUCACAUGUGAUGCAGAUCCAAUGUCGGAACUAGGAUGCUAUUUCUGCAACGACGUCGUUGCGCCUAUGAAUUCCGUUAAAGAUCAAACACUUGAUCAGCAAUGCACUGUAACUCGCCCGGGUGUAGCCGCUAUAGCAUCAGCUCUUUUGGCUGAGCUCUUUGUGUCCAUCGUCCAACAUCCCCAAGGUGCGGCAGCACCUGCUCCAGCUACACGGAGUGAAGACCGAGGGGAGCAUCCUCUUGGGAUUGUGCCACAUCAAAUCCGAGGAUUCCUAUCAACUUUUGAGAACGUCUCUAUCGUAGGUAAGAGUUAUAAUUGUUGCAGUGCUUGCUCAGACAACAUCGUAAAUGCCUAUAAGGCAGAAGGCUGGGACUUUGUGCAAAAAGCUUUAAACGAGACUGGUUAUGUAGAAGAGCUCAGUGGCCUUAAAGAGGUCCAGGCAACAGCAGAAGCAACGAUGGCUGAUAUUGAUUGGGAUGAAACAUCUGAGAGCACGGACGAAGCAGAAUUAAUUUAG